This is a messenger RNA of Emericellopsis cladophorae, 1830 nucleotides long. Its product is annotated as putative MFS-type transporter -like protein. Lineage: Eukaryota; Fungi; Ascomycota; Sordariomycetes; Hypocreales; Bionectriaceae. The record is from RefSeq and is a predicted model, not a curated record. Gene Ontology annotation, molecular function: transmembrane transporter activity. Gene Ontology annotation, biological process: transmembrane transport. The transcript has 4 exons. The coding region runs from base 1 to 1830 and encodes 609 amino acids. Gene Ontology annotation, cellular component: membrane.
AUGGCCGACCCUCACGCCGUCGAGACCAAGGCGGUGCCGACAUCGGACGCCCAUCAGCCACCACCAGAGCACGAGGCUACCCUGGAACGACGCGGCGCCAACCACAAUGAUGGCGAUGCCGAUGGCGAUGCCGAUGCCGAUGCCGAUGCCGAUGCCGAUGCCGAUGCCGAUGCCGAUGCCGAUGCCGAUGCCGAUGCCGAUGCCGAUCAGGACAUGUCGUACAAGGACGAUGAGCAACCUCCUCUGCCAUUCUCCAAAGCCCGGUGUAUAGCGCUGGUCGCAACGUUAACCGGUGCCUCGUUCCUCAAUACAUUGUCGCUGCAGAGUGUCGUAAUCAUUUUGCCCACCAUCGGCGACGAACUUUCCAUCCCAGAGAGUAGAUUGCAAUGGAUUGUAUCGUCGUAUUCGCUCGCCUUUGGCUGCUUCCUGCUGCUCUGGGGGAGGAUUGGGGAUAUCUACGGCAAGAGGCUGAUCUUCAUCGGCGGUUCGGUAUGGGUCGCGGCGGUGACGGCGGCCAACGCUUUUGUACCGAACGAGAUCGCGUUUGAUCUCUUCAGGGGUCUUCAUGGCUUGGGGGCAGCGGCCAACGUGCCCACGGCAAUUGGUAUUCUCGGCGUCACGUUCUCCCCAGGACGAACAAAGAACUAUGCGUUCAGCACAUACAGCGCGGGUGCCCCCCUGGGGAGCGUGUGUGGCAACCUCGUUUCUGGUCUCGUCGCCCAGUACGCCAACUGGCGCUGGGUCUUUGGCGUCUCGGCCAUCAUGGCGAUCUCCAUCGCGGCCGCUGGCUUCUUCGUCAUCCCGCCGCCUCCGCCGACUGUGAUGCAGCUCUGCGCGGGACAGAAGGCAUCCCUGGCAUCGGUAGACUGGAUCGGCGGCGCGCUCAUCACCAUUGGCCUCCUUCUGCUGCUCUUCGCCCUCACAGAGGGCAACGUCGUCGGCUGGUCCGCGCCGUACAUCCCCGUCCUCGUCGUCGUGUCCGUCCUCGUCAUUGUCGGCUUCUACUUCUGGCAGCGUCACCUGGAGAGCAAGGGACAGCGGGCCCCCGUGGUCAAGGUGUCCAUGUUCAAGAACCGUCGCUUCACCGUCGUCCUGCUCAUCAUGGGCGUCUUCUUCGCCUCGUUCAACAACUAUGUCAUCUUUGCCACCUACUUCUUCCAGCAGUACCAGGGUCUGUCCCCCUUGCAGACGAUGCUGCGGUUCAUCCCGACGGGCGUGGGCGGUGCCAUCGUCGCGUUCAUUGUGGCCAAGCUGAUGGACAAGGUGCCGACGGUGUUUAUUAUGUUGACAGGCACCAUAUCCAUGUCGAUUGCGUGCCUCAUCUUCGCCGUGCCUAUCCCGCCAAGUACGUCCUACUUUGCCUGGGGCCUGCCGGCCAUGUUGUUGGCGGUCGUAGGUGCCGAUACGACCUGGCCGUCCUUGACGCUGUUCACGUCCAGGGCGUUGCCGCCGGAGGAGCAAGCCAUUGGUGGCGCGUUGAUCAAUGCUGUCGGACAGCUUGGUCGAGCGAUAGGACUGGCCAUUGCCACGGCCGUGCAGACGGCUGUCAUGGCGGACCAGAGAGGGACGAACGUCGAAGAAGUCGGCGGGUUGAAGGAGGGGGAUGGCCCGACGCUCGUCGGCAUCAGGGCCGCAAAUUGGCUGAGCUUCGGACUGGGCAUCGUGUGCCUGGUUCUCGCCCCUUUUGCCUUCAGAAGUUUGGAGAUCGUUGGCAGGGCGGUGCAGAAGCGCAGGCCGGAGGCUGGCGGAGGGGAGGAAGGCAUCAUGAACGAAGAAAUUAUCGAGACGGCUCAAGGCCUUGCCGAGAGCAAGCCGGCGGCUGGCAGGUGA